GAAGUCCGCGCCGCGGCGAGUGAGCCGUCUGCCCGAAGUGGACCACCAUUAUCUGGAAACUACAGUCUAUGCUUUGAAGCGCAAAAGAGAAUAAACACUUAAAGACUCUCCCGGGGACCUGAAGGAUGGACUUUUCCAUGAAUGAGAUGCACUGACAGUGGCUGGUGCCUAUAAUCCCAGUUACUACGGAAGCUGAAGCCAGAAGGAUGGAUUACUUGAAGCCAGUAGUUCGAGACCAGCCUUGGCAACACAGCAAGACUCCUCUCAUCUCUAAAAAAGGUGCCGGAGCAGCAGCUUACAAUGAAAAAUCAGAGACAGAUGCUCUUGAAGAAAACUAUAGUUGGCACAUUCCCAUUAACCAUGACCAAUUCAAAAUUCUAAAACCUAAUGAGAGUCAGCUGUGUGAAGUCCUCCAGAGUAAGUUUGGCUGCAUCUCUACCCUGGUGUCUCCAGUUCAGGAAGGCAACAGCAAAUCUCUGCAAGUGUUUAAAAAAAUGCUGGCUCCUGGGCUAGAGUUAUCGGUCUGGAAAGAUGACCUCACCAGACAUGCUGUUGAUGCUGUGGUGAAUGCAGCCAAUGAAGAUCUUCUACAUGGAGGAGGCCUGGCCCUGGCCCUGGUGACAGCUGGUGGACUUGAAAUCCAAGAAGAGAGCAACGAGUUCAUUGCCAGACAUGGUAAAGUACCAACUGGUAAGAUAGCUGUCACAAGAGCAGGGAGGCUUCCCUGCAAAGAGAUCAUCCAUGCUGUUGGCCCUCGGUGGACGCUAUGGGAUACACAGGGAUGUGUUGAAAAGCUGAAGAAGGCCAUUGGAAGUAUUCUGAAUUAUGUCAUCUACGAAAAUACUCACAUUAAGACAGUAGCAAUUCCAGCCCUGAGCUCUGGGAUUUUUCAGUUUCCUCUGAAUUUGUGUACGAAUAUUAUUGUAGAGACUAUCCGGGUUAAUUUGCAAGGGAUGCUGGUGAUGAGUAAUUUGAAAGAAAUUCACCUAGUGAGCAAUGAGGACCCUACUGUUGCUGCCUUUAAAGCUGCUUCAGAACACAUCCUAGGGAAGAGUGAGCUGGGACAAGAAACCACUCCUUCUUUCAAUACAAUGGUUGUGAACAACCUCACCCUCGAGAUUGUCCUGGGCCACAUUGAACAGCAGACGGCAGAAGUAAUUGUUAAUUCUGUAAACCCACGUGAUAUUACAAGUGGACCUGUGGCAAAGUCAAUUCUACAACAAGCAGGAGUUGAAAUGCAAUUGGAGUUCCUUGACACAAGAGCUAAACAGUCACAGUUGCAGUUGGUACUGGACACAAGAGGAUUUAACUUGUCCUGUCGAUAUGUAUACCAUGUACUGUGGUAUUCAGAAUUUGAAAAACAUUUUAACUUAAGACAUGCAAUGAAGACGUGUUUGGAAAAAUGCGUUGAGCAAAAUAUAACAUCCAUUUCCUUUCCUGCCCUUGGGACUGGACACAUGGAAAUAAAGAAGGAAACAGCAGCAGAGAUUUUAUUUGAUGAAGUUUUAACAUUUGCCAAAGACCAUUUAAAACACCAGUUAACUGUAAAGUUUGUGAUCUUACCAACAGACUUAGAGACAUGUAAGGUUUUCAGUGCUGAAAUGGCAAAGAGGUCCAAGAUGCUGAAUUUGAACAGUGUCCCCCAGUCAUCCAGAGAGAAGAAAAGAGAAAAUGGACCUGAAGCUACAUCUCCUGCCAUCAAUCUGAUGGGAUUCAACAUAGAAGAAAUGUGUGAGGCCCAAGCCUGGAUCCAGAGAAUUCUGAGUCUCCAUCACAAUCACAUCAUUGAGAAUAACCAUAUUCUGUACCUUGGGAAAAAGGAGCAUGAUAUUUUGUCUCAGCUUCAGAAAACUUCAAGGGUCACCAUCACAGAAAUGACCAGCCCAGAAAGCACAAAAUUAGAGAUUGCAGGAGCCCAGGCUGACCUCAUUGAAGUGGUUAUGAACAUUGAAGAUAUGCUUUGUAAAGUACAGGAAGAAAUGGCAAGGAAAAAGGAGCAAAGCCUUUGGAACUUCUUAGGACAGUGGACUAAUCAGCAGCAAAAAACCCAAGACAAAAUGAAAGAAAAUAUCUUAUUUCUGAAAUCUCCUGUGCCUUUAACUCAAGAGUUUCUGGAUCAGAAGAAGCAGUUUGAAAAAUGUGGUUUGCAGGUUUUAAAGGUGGAGAAGAUAGACAAUAAAGUUCUUAUGGCUGCCUUUCAACUAAAAAAGAAAAUGAUGGAAGGAAAACCCCACAGGCAACCUGUGAGCCACAGACUGUUUCAGCAAGUCCCACACCAGUUCUGCAAAGUGGUAUGCAGAGUUGGUUUUCAAAGGACGUACUCGGUGCCCUGCGAUCCAAAAUAUGGAGUUGGCAUAUACUUCACCAAGAACCUCAAAAGCCUGGCAGAGAAGGCCAAGAAAACCUCUACUGCAGAUAAGCUGAUCUGUGUAUUCGAGGCUGAAGUACUUACAGGCUCCUUCUGCCAGGGACAUCAGUUAAAUAUUGGUCCCCCACCACUGAGUCCUGGAGCUGUAGAUGGUCAUGACAGUGUGGUUGACAGUGUCUCCAGCCCUGAAACCUUUGUUAUUUUUAGUAGCAUGCAGGCUAUACCCCAGUAUUUGUGGACAUGCACCAAGGGUUAUGUACAGUCACAAGAUUACUCCUCAGGACCAAUGAGAUCCUUUGCACAGUAUCCUUGGAAGGGAUUAACAAGUGGCAGCCCUGUCGAUUAAUCUCCACAUCAUUUUAACAGCUGAUAUGGCCUUACCUUAGGUGAACUAACCAAAUAAUGACCAUCGAUGGCUUACAGAGAGGCUUGAAUAUAGUCCAUGGGUUAUCUGUAUGGACUGACUGGAAUAUUGAAAGGACUAGCCACAUACUAGCAUCUUAGUGCCUUUAUCUGUCUUUAUAUCUUGGGAUUGGGGUAAGUAGAUACCAAAUGAAACACUUUGAGGACCUUCUUUCCUCUUACAGAUGUUCUUUAAUCUCCUUUACUAGUGGAGAUAAAUAUUUUGCAUAUAAUGAAGAACUUUUUCUAGUAUAUAAUCCAAGUCUUUUAUUUUCUAAAAUGAUGAUAGUAUAAAACAUUAGGAUAACAGAAUUAUUUUAGAUUUUCCAGAGAAUAUUAUAAAGUGUUUUAGAUAUGAAAAUAAAUCACCUAUAUCUGAUUAA
Molecule: messenger RNA, 3153 nt
Organism: Callithrix jacchus (white-tufted-ear marmoset)
Lineage: Eukaryota; Metazoa; Chordata; Mammalia; Primates; Cebidae
Gene: PARP9
Product: poly(ADP-ribose) polymerase family member 9
Biological process (GO): negative regulation of gene expression; positive regulation of type II interferon-mediated signaling pathway; protein poly-ADP-ribosylation
Cellular component (GO): cytoplasm; nucleus
Molecular function (GO): transcription corepressor activity; NAD+ poly-ADP-ribosyltransferase activity; ubiquitin-like protein ligase binding
Source: RefSeq, a predicted model, not a curated record